UUCUCUUGCAACCCUAACUCUUAUCAUAGACGGCUCUCCAUUCAAGUCCUAUAUAUCAUUCUCUGACCAAUGACUCAGAGAAGAUUGCAUCCUAGAACAGAAUCCUCUGGAUCCUUGGCCAAAGGAUCUAAUUAGCUUGGCCAAGGAAAAACUAAAUUCUGUUCCAGAGAAAGUAGAGCAAAGAUGAGAUCAAGUAUUGUGCUACUCAGUCUACUGGUACUUGCAUUCAUUAGUCACUCUGCCACUGCUAAAAAACAUCCUCUGGAUCCUCUCUCAGCCUCUGAAAUCAACCAUGUUCGUAAACUAGUCCUUAAGUCAAAGCUAGGUCUCCACAAGAACAUAAGCUUCCAAUAUGUGGCACUGGAAGCACCAGAGAAGGAAGCUGUGUAUGAAUGGAAAUAUGGGUCAUCUUCCCUACCUCCUAGAAAAGCUACUGUGAUUACAAGAAUCCCAGGAGAAACCCACCAGAUUCUUGUAGAUAUCACAUCAAAAGAAGUUGUCUAUGAUGAAGUCUAUCAUGGAUUCGGGUACCCCAUAUUCACAUCAGAGGAGCAAGUUAAAGCCUAUGAGUUGCCCAUGGAGUAUCCUCCAUUCAUAGAGUCCAUAAGAACCAGAGGCCUAGAUAUGAAAUCAGUUGUUUGCAACACUUUUUCUGUUGGAUGGUUUGGGGAAAAGAAGCAAGGCAAGAGAGUCAUCAAUGUCCUGUGUUUUUAUACCAAUGGAACAGUCAACAUAUAUGCCAGGCCCAUUGAAGGUAUUACAGUAGUUGUAGAUUUAGAUCAAAUGAAAAUCACUGGGUAUAUAGAUAGGAUAAAAGUCCCAGUGCCAAAAGCCCAAGGAACAGAUUACAGGGAAUCAAUUCAAAAGCCUCCAUUUGGGCCCAAAACAAACCCCAUUUCAAUUGAGCAGCCUGAGGGGCCGAGCUUUAAAGUCCAUGGUCAUAUGGUGGAGUGGGCUAAUUGGAAAUUCCAUGUUGGGUUUGAUUUGAAAGCAGGGCCUGUUAUUUCUACAGCAGAUGUUUAUGACCCAGAGAAGAGAAGAUUCAGGAGUGUCAUGUACAGGGCUUUUAUUUCAGAGCUGUUUGUUCCUUACAUGGAUCCUUCUGAGGAAUGGUACUAUAAAACUUAUUUUGAUAAUGGGGAAUUUGGUCUCGGGCUAAGCUCAGUUUCUUUGCAGCCAUUGAAUGAUUGUCCAAGACAUGCACAUUACAUGGAUGCAAUCUACGCAGGAGCUAAUGGAAAACCAGUUGUGAAGGAGAAUGUUUUCUGCAUAUUUGAAAGAUAUGCUGGAGAUGUUUCAUGGAGGCAUACAGAAACAGGGAUUCCAGACUUAGUGGUAACAGAAGUAAGACCAGAAGUAACAUUAGUGGUGAGAAUGGUUGCCACAGUGGGAAAUUAUGAUUACAUUCUUGACUGGGAAUUCAAGAAAAAUGGAGCAAUUCAUGGCAAUGUGGGACUCUCAGGAAUCCUCGAGUAUAAAGCCACAAGCUACACACACCUUGACCAAAUUCAAAAAACAAAUGAAGAUAUAUAUGGAAAUUUACUAGCAGAGAACACAAUUGGCACAUUCCAUGAUCAUUUUCUCACAUUCUAUUUGGAUAUGGAUGUGGAUGGCGUUGAAAAUUCAUUUGUGAAAGCCAUGAUAAAGAGGAAGGAUGUUACAAAUGGUCAAUCUCCAAGAAAGAGUUAUUGGACAGUUGAAAAAAUGGUUGCCAAGAAAGAAGAUGAUGCUAAAAUCCAAUUUGAUUUGAAAAAACCAGCAGAUCUACUAGUUAUCAAUCCCAACAAAAAAAGUAAAGUUGGUCAAGAUAUUGCAUACAGAUUGGCUCCCGGAUCAAUUGCAACAAGUCUUCUAUCAUUAGAUGACUAUCCACAAAUUCGAGCAGCUUUUACCAAUAACCAGGUGUGGGUUAGUCAAUAUAAUCGUACUGAGCAAUGGGCUGGUGGAGAUUACAUGGAUCAAAGUCAUGGAGAUGACACAUUAGCAGCGUGGACAAACAAGAAUCGAGAUAUUGAGAACAAGGACAUAGUGUUGUGGUAUACUAUGGGUAUCCACCAUAUUCCAUAUCAAGAGGAUUUUCCAGUGAUGCCAACACUAUCAGAAGGAUUUGAGUUAAAGCCAACAAAUUUCUUUGAAAGAAACCCAAUUUUAAAAUUAGAAUCUAUGAAUGCAUCAUCAUUGCCUAAAUGUAAAAAGGUUGGUUAGUGCAUGCAGUCCUUAAGAUGCAUAAAUAAGAUGGACUUGGGGGAUGAACCUUUUUCUUGAAUAAUAUCUUUAAUAGAUGGAUUAAUAUUUAUUAUA
Cryptomeria japonica (Japanese cedar) is the source of this 2301-nucleotide messenger RNA. RefSeq names its product primary amine oxidase. Lineage: Eukaryota; Viridiplantae; Streptophyta; Pinopsida; Cupressales; Cupressaceae. Gene Ontology annotation, molecular function: quinone binding; primary methylamine oxidase activity; copper ion binding. Gene Ontology annotation, biological process: amine metabolic process. The transcript is spliced from 5 exons. The record is from RefSeq and is a predicted model, not a curated record. The coding region runs from base 184 to 2205 and encodes 673 amino acids.